Messenger RNA from Xenopus laevis (African clawed frog), 5749 nucleotides. It is a transcript of the gene mtmr10.S, whose product is annotated as myotubularin related protein 10 S homeolog. The record is from RefSeq and is marked provisional. Gene Ontology annotation, biological process: phosphatidylinositol dephosphorylation. Gene Ontology annotation, cellular component: membrane; cytoplasm. Lineage: Eukaryota; Metazoa; Chordata; Amphibia; Anura; Pipidae.
CUCAGUGCGUGUGGGAGAGACUCGCACACAGGGAAAUGUCUGCCCUGAGACGCAACAAAAGCCAGAAGAUCCCAGUCAUGAAGGAGGCUGCACGAAUGUUGAAGGGACUGCACUGAGCUGUGAGGGCUCGGGAGAGCAGUUGCCCCGCGUGUUUUCUGUUCCGGUUGCCUUUAGGCUUCCAGUCCCAGUGGCUGAGGUGGAACCCCACUUGUGGCUCAGCAAUGUUCUCUCUCAAGCAACCCAAACCUUCAUUUAGAUCCUACCUUCUGCCUCCUCAGCAAGAAGACAAACUAAAUCCAGAGACAAAGAUAAAAAAGCUGAAAGCGGUCCUUCUGCCAGGGGAGAUAGUGGUGAAUGAAGUGAACUUUGUCAGGAAGUGCAUUGCUUCUGAUACAAGUCAGUAUGACCUCUGGGGGAAAUUGAUCUGCACCAACUUCAAGAUUUCCUUCAUUACCGAGAACAGCGUGCCCUUCCAGAGAUUCCACUAUAAGAACCUCCUCCUGGGUGAACAUGAUGUCCCUUUGACGUGCAUAGAACAAAUUGUUGUAGUUAAUGACACCAAGAGAAAGCAAAAGAUUCUCUCUCACAACCAGAAACUGAAGUUUAACCCUACAGAACUUAUUAUUUAUUGCAAAGAUUUCCGCAUCCUGCGCUUUCGUUUCGAUGAAGCUGGCCCAGAGAGUGCCAAAAAGGUAUGCCUUGCACUUGCUCACUAUUCCCAGCCAACUGAUCUCCAGCUUCUUUUUGCAUUUGAAUAUGUCGCUCAAAUGUAUCAUAAACCAGAAUAUAAAGUCAAUGGGAUAGACCCUGGAGGAGGAGGGGACUUUUGCCAAAGAACUCCUUUAUUUGAAACCUACUCUGACUGGGAUCGAGAGAUAAAACGGACAGGGGCUUCAGACUGGAGAGUUUGCUCUGUAAACGAGGGAUACAUGAUUUCUACAUGUCUCCCAGAAUAUUUUGUUGUCCCUUCUUCUUUGGCCGAUCAGGAUUUGAAGCAGUAUUCACAUGCGUUCGUUGGAAGGCGUAUGCCAUUGUGGUGCUGGAAUCAUUCCAAUGGGAGUGCCCUGGUGAGGAUGGCAAGCAUUAAAGAUCUGUUACAGCAAAGGAAAAUAGGCCAAAGGGUUUGCAGUGGAAUCACCCGCAGCCACCCUCUACGGAGCGAUGUUUACAAGUGUGAUCUAGAUCAUAAUGUGCCCAGUAUCCAGGACAUCCAGGCGGCAUUCAGCAAACUCAGACAGCUGUGUGUGAAUGAACCGUUUGAUGAAACAGAGGAGAAAUGGCUUUCAUCCCUUGAGAACGCACAAUGGCUUGAAUUUGUCAGGACAUUUCUGAAGCAGGCUGCUGAACUUGCAUAUGUGCUCGAUUUCAGCCGGCGUUCUGUGGUUUUGCAAGAAGAGGAAGGCCGAGAUGUCAGCUGUCUGGUGGCCUCUCUUGUCCAGCUCAUGCUCGAUCCAUACUUUCGGACCAUUGUUGGCUUCCAGAGCCUGAUACAGAAGGAGUGGGUCAUGUCUGCAUAUCCAUUUCUUGACAGGUGUAACCACUUGAAGAGAUCUGAGAAAGAGAGCCCACUGUUUGUGCUGUUCCUGGAUUGUGUUUGGCAGCUACUACAGCAGUACCCAGCAGCUUUCCAGUUCACAGAGACUUACCUGACCGUGUUACAUGAUAGUACCAGGAUCUCACUGUUUGGAACAUUUUUGUUCAACUCCCCUCACCAGCGUGUGCAACAGAGCACUGAAUUUGCUAUUGCCAGAAAUAUCCAGUUGGGAGAAGAAAAGGGCCUAAAGUUUCCCUCUGUGUGGGACUGGUCCCUACAGUUCUCUGCCAAGGAUCGGGCUCUGUUCAAUAACCCCUUGUAUAUAGGAAAGAGUGUUCCGUGUGUGCAGAAUGGAGCUGUGAAAUCCUUCAAGCGCACAAAGAACUACAGUUCCACAAUGCGUGGGAUGCCGCCCUCUGUGAAGAAUGGAAUGGCGAUUCAGCAAGACUUUAUGCCUCGCAGGAACUCUCUAAUACUUAAACUGAAACCUGAAAUUCUCCAGCAAGUGCCAGUAAUAAUACCCAGCAGUGGCUUUGAGCAGUACCUCAGAGACUGGUUUACCAAACCUGCAGACCUGCAUGGGGUGAUCCUACCCUGCCUGCAUGGAACACACAUAAAAUUAUGGAAGCUUUGUUACCUUCGCUGGACACCUGAAGCACAAAUUAACCAUGGUGGCUUUAUUACAGCCUUCCAUAAAAUCUCUCUUUUGGCAAGUGAGAUUGAACUGCUGCAGUCAAGACUGCGUCAAUAUAGGGCUUAUCCACUAUCUACUGUCACUUCCCCUGUAGGAGAACAAAACCGAAUGUUCUUCAGACCAGACGAGUUACACAGCAGCAAUGGAAGCUUGGACAUUCUCACCUCAUCUUUUCCAUUCUCCCCUAUUGGGAACUUGUGCCGCCGAAGUAUUUUGGGGACCCCUUUAAGCAAAUUUAUAAAUGGUGCCAAAAUAUGGCUAUCAACUGAAACACUUGCAAAUGAGGACUAAGGUGCAUUGGGAUGUAUGCUGCAUUCUGCAGGAUUUGGAUGUUUUUAUUGUGAUAUAGAGGUGAGGCUUUUGCACUGAAUUCGUAUUGUAGAAGCGCUAACAUCAGUGUUUUAAAGGAACAGUUCAAUGUAGAAAUAAAAACUGGGUAAACAGGCUGUGCAAAAUAAAAAAUGUUUCUAAUAUAUGUUAGGCAAAAAUGUUAUGUAAAAUGGCUGGAGUGACUGGAUGUCUAACAUAAUAGCCAGAACAUUACUUCCUGCUUUGCAGCUCUUAAACUCUGAGUUAGUUAGCGACAUAAAUGUGGGCCACAUGGGACAUAACUGUUCAGUGAGUUUGCAAUUGAUCCUUAGCAUUCAGCUCAGAUUCAAAACAACAGUUAUGACCCAUGUGGCCUCCCUCAAGUUUCUGAUUGAUAACCAGUCAGUGGAAACCAAGAGAGCCAAGAGAGACAUCCAGUCACUCCAGCCUCUAUACACCUAUCUAUUUACCCAGUUUAUAUUUUUAUACUGAAAAAUUCCUUUAAGUAGAAGAAAUAUGGGUGCAUCAACUCGUGGAGUGUUUGUGUGGCAUUGUGAACUAUGCGUUUCUAGAGAAUGAAAGUGUUCUUGGAUGUUUAGGCUGUGGCUCUCCUGCGCUGCACUCCAAAACAACUUCAGCUAUCAACAUUUUUGGAGCUGUACUGUAGUUUGGCAAAUGACAGACAGCCACAUUGCAGCUCUAUGUAAUUAGAUGUUUGGAUGCCUUUAUGUGAUGCUUGGAAUUCGCAAAAACACCACUUACGUAUAUUGAAAUUAUUCAGAUUUGUGUACUAAAAGCUGUGACUGAACUUACACAUAAUGACAGACUUCAAUUUACAACUGUGGUGCUGAGGUUGCGCCUAUACUGGGGGGCACAUUUCCAAAACUGCCAUUGUGACUUGCACUCAACCAGGUACAAGACAGACAUCAGCCUUGCAAAGAAUAGAAUCUCUGUACCUCCAAUAUAUGCACUGAUUAGCACAUUCAUUACUCCAGUAAUGUCUCUGUGGAAAGCGUCUCCCUUCCUUGAGGUAAUACUGAUGUCACUCAAUGUCCUGUGCUCAGGGUACAACUUGUAAAUGAGCUGCCUCAGUGCAUUCCAUUCUUGGUUUGAGCUUUGAUCAGAUUACAUGUUACCUUUUUUGUAAAUUUUAGGAAAUGUAUGAAUAGGGUACAAAUUAUUACUUAAGCUAAGAUAGUCUUUGUACAUUUUCCUGAGACUGGAAAGUAUCUCAGUUGGGUACUCUUGAGUUUGAUCAAAUCUGUGGAAAAUAACCUGCAAGGUAAUGUGCACUGUUAAUCUCUGUUUGUAGAUAAUAUAGGUUUAGAAGUGCCUUAAGAGACCUUAAAUUAAAAUAUGUAUAUAGUUAGAGUUUAUAGGUUGAUAACGGUGGUACGGUUACCUGCAUAGACCCUUUACUAAAUGAACUGCAUUUAUGCACAGUUAGCAAAUACCAAAUCCCAGCUUUGGUAAAUCCUAGUUUUAAAUGAUAAAGAACCACCAAGGCAAAACAAAAUUUAAAUCCACGAAGGUUAAAGGAAAUAUUCAGAAAGUGAAAAAAAUCUACAUACAUCAGAAAUGUAGAAUUUACAGCACUGGAAUUCUAUAAUUUGGGUCCAGUCCUUGCAGUAAUGGAAUUCUAACUCUAUAGGAGAGUAUUGGGUAUGAGCAGUGAUCCAUAUCUGACAUACUGUUACAGGUAUGGGACCUAUUAUGCAGAAUGCUCGGGACCAGGGGUUUUCCAAAUAAUGAAUCUUUCCGUAAUUUGCAUCUACAUACCUUAAAGGAGAAUUCAAACCAUAAAAAAACUCAAUCCCCAAACUUUACAUAGACGCUGCUCCCCCAACCUAGGUGUUACCCUGGGUAAAUGCCCCUAGCUCUUUACUUAGCCUUCAUUGCAGGUUCAGGGCAUCGGAGUUCACAGGCACCAUCAUCUUCUCUUUGGUAAUCUUCAGAAUGAGAGUGGUAUAUCAGUGCAUGUGCAGUUUGAGCAAUAUUCCGUUUUGCGACAAAUGUGCCAAAAGUCACGGGAAUUGCUGAAGUGAAGGAAGAAAAUCCGUAGUUACUGAAAUGCUGGAAGAUGGUGCCCAUGAAUUCCUCUUGCCCUGAAUCUGCACCGAGGGGUAAGUAAAGCAUUAGGGGCAUUUACAAGUGGUAGUAGCUAGGGUUUUUUUCAUUAAGGGUUUAGUUCUCCUUUAAGUCUACUAGAAAAUCAUGAAAACAUUAAAUAAACCCAAUAGGCUGGUUUUGCCUCCAAUAAUGAUUAAAUAUAUUUUAGUUUGGAUCAAGUCCAAGAUUCUGUUUUAUUAUAACAGAGAAAAGGAAAUCAUUUUUAAAAAUCUGGAUUAUUUCAUUAUAAUCGUCUACGCAAUUCGGAGCCUUCUGGAUAACUGGUUUCCGGAUAACGAAUCCCAUACCUGUAAUACUAAAUAAGCAAGUACCAUGAGAAAAAUAGCAAGUGAUACUAUUGUCAUCUGCAAUAUUUUCCUCUUUUUCAUUUCAAUAUUGCAUAUACGGAUAUGUGUUGAUUGUUUAAGCCAAUUCUUCCCUCCACCUUGCCUGUACAGGUGUAGGAUCUAUUAUCCAGAUAAGGGGCCUUUCUGUAAUGGGAAGCAGUGUCAUAAGGCUACUAAAAACACUGAAUAGUUUUGCCAACAUGGACUUGUGCCAUCUUAUUUAACUUUUAAUACAAUGCUGCUGUCCUUCAAAGCUUUCUGUAUAAUCUGUUUCCAGAUAAUAGAUCCAGUACUUGAUAAAUAUUAUUGUGCUGUGUUAUGAUAGAAGAAAGCAUAUGACAAGAUUUUUGAACUUGAUGUUGCUGCCGUGGUCUCCCAGUGAGUGGAUGGGAAAUGCCCAAGUGUCAGAACUGGUGACUGUCAGGAAAAGAACAUAUUUGUGUCAGACCUUUCUGGACAGUGAUGGAAGAGGAAUUAAAAUCAUGGUUUGAUUUGAACUGGUGAUGUUGAGUGGCAAAGCACAUGUUAUUUAAGCGCAUAUCCAAUAGAACCCUUAAAAAAGCAAAAAGACAAGUUUUGCAUUGGUGACAUUUCUAAUGAAAAAUAUCAGCAUACAUGAUAAAGAAUAAAAGCCAAGUAUGUUUAGUCUGAUUUAUGGUCAGGGUGCGCUUCCUUUUGCUUGUUGGCUGCCAGCCAUUUGCACUAUGUACUACUGUGUGUUACAUUUGUGUAUAAAGUAUCAAUGACUUGUGUCUA